Colletotrichum tamarilloi is the source of this 270-nucleotide messenger RNA. RefSeq lists its product as uncharacterized. Bases 1 to 270 code for a protein of 89 amino acids. The transcript has a single exon. Lineage: Eukaryota; Fungi; Ascomycota; Sordariomycetes; Glomerellales; Glomerellaceae. The record is from RefSeq and is a predicted model, not a curated record.
AUGCUACCGCGCCGGCGAUGCCCCGCCCGUAAUAGUUCCAUUUCUCUAUGUACACCGCAGCCCGGAUCUAGCUUCCCAUCAUUGCCGCAACCCGAUCCGCCUCCGACCCGCGACCGGCCGCGUCUCGCACAAAGUGAACAGGGGAGACAAAGCAACUUCCACGCCGGUGCGGCUAUGGUCGCUCCCGUCUGCCGACUCCACCUCAGUUCCGAUGGCAAAUCCGAUCGUGGGGCGCUGUUUCCCCGCAACCGGCCCGGUCGCUUGACUUGA